AUGGUCCUGAGCAGAACAAGGAGCAGUCAACAUCAGAUGGACACUGCAGGCUACUUCUUGUUGCACUAAAGGAUUUAACAGAAAAUGAAGCAUACUUUAUGGUUUUUGCUGGCUGGACUGUGUACUGUUGCCCAUUGUUAUCGGCACCCAUAUCACCACGACAAGCAGGAUGAUCCAAAAAGGACAUAUUACCCAGGACAUAGUUUUUGUAGUGAAGGAGUUUAUCCAGAGAAAAAUAAGACCCUUCUCAAUCUAGCUCCCAGCAAUGCUGAUUUUGCAUUUGCAUUUUACAAAUUGGUCACAUCUGAGGCAAAUAAUCAAAAUAUUUUCUUUUCACCCAUAAGUAUCUCUACUUCCUUUGCAAUGCUGGCACUUGGUGCCAAAGCAGCAACUCUGAGGCAGGUUCUGGAAGGACUUGCCUUUAACUUGAAAAAGACUGAAGAGCAGGAAAUACAUGAAGGUUUUUGUCAACUCCUCCACAUGCUGAACUGUUCAGAGAGUGAUCUCCAGCUGAGCCUGGGUAGUGCCCUUUUUAUAGAAGAGAUGCAAAAACCACUGCAGAAGUUCUUGAAUGAUGUCACACGCUUCUAUGAAUCCAAAGUCUUUUCUAUUGACUUUAAUAACUCUUCUGGUGCUGUGAAUCAGAUCAACAAUUAUAUUAAGGAAAAAACAAAUGGGAAAAUUGUUAAGUUAGUGGAAGAUCUUGAUCCUCUCACUGCAAUGGUUCUUGUUAACUAUGUCUUCUUCAAAGCCCACUGGGAAAAACCCUUCAGUACUUUAAAUACAGAACAAGAGAAUUUUUAUGUGGAUAAGAAUACAUCUGUGAAAGUUGACAUGAUGUAUCGGAAGGGUUACUACAGGAAUUACUAUGAUGAAGAGCUGUCCUGUUGGUUAGUAGAGAUACCUUACAAUGGAAAUGCUGCAGCAUUAUUUGUCUUGCCCAGCGAAGGGAAGAUGAAAAAGGUGGAAGAUGCUCUCUCAAAAAGAACUGUGUCUCGAUGGGAAAAAAUCCUCCGCAACAGAAAAAUACAUCUGCACAUUCCUAGAUUUUCUAUUUCUGGUACCUAUGAUGUGAAAAAGAUAGUCAAACAAGUGGGUAUGAUUGAUCUAUUCACUCAAGAAGCUGAUCUAUCUGGAAUUACUGGGAAGCCUGAACUGAUGGUUUCAAAAGUGAUCCACAAAGCCAUGUUAAAUGUUCAUGAGAAUGGCACUGAAGCAACAGCAGUCACCGUGAUGGAAAUUGUGUGGAGAUCUGGUGAAAUUCCUGCUCCACGUCGAGUCAAAUUCAACAGGCCCUUUCUCUUGAUGAUUCUGGAUAAAUCCACCCGCACCAUACUCUUUAUGGGGAAAAUCAUAAACCCUCUGAACUGAUGGGCCAGAGGACAUGCAUAUUAACAGUGCAUAUUAACAGUACUGACUCAGUUCCUGCAAUCCAGCAAAACAUUGACACCUACACAGCACUACUUACUAAUGCAUUUCUUUCAACUAUUACCACUACAUAUAUUUCUAACCCUUAAAGACACAAAUACUCUUUUUCCUUGCCCCAAAGUUGCUGCUGUUUCCUCCCUGUCUACAGUUGUGAAUAUCUUGUAAUGUUAAGAAAAACAUGUAAUUUAUCUUGUUUUGUAAAAACCCUUUCUGCCACAUUCCAGUGGGAUAUUUGAGGUGAUUGAAGGUUCUGGGAUGGUCUGCUGGAUGCAAGAUAUUCACUGCAUACAGGAAUAGCAGGGAAAGGAUAUUAAUCUGCUGACUUCUGACAACUCAUCUGAAAUGCGGAUUCCCUUAAUACUGGAGUGUAUUCCCAACCUUUUCUUGUUUUUUCUUGUCAAGUGUAGUGUGAAAGUUCAUUACUUGGGACUUUAUAGAACACCCUAAGAAUUCUUAUCAGUACAGCUCUUCUAGCUUGCCUCUCUCUGUCCGAAGUUGUGGUUUUUU
Nothoprocta perdicaria is the source of this 1935-nucleotide messenger RNA. RefSeq names its product alpha-1-antitrypsin-like. The transcript is spliced from 5 exons. NCBI's taxonomy places the organism in Eukaryota, Metazoa, Chordata, Aves, Tinamiformes, Tinamidae. The coding region runs from base 85 to 1371 and encodes 428 amino acids. The record is from RefSeq and is a predicted model, not a curated record. Gene Ontology annotation, molecular function: serine-type endopeptidase inhibitor activity. Gene Ontology annotation, biological process: negative regulation of endopeptidase activity.